CUCCAAGUCAGUCGAGACGAUGACCGGGCUUUUAUCCGUAAAUCUUAUCGCAAAUUGGCCCGUGAGCACCAUCCGGACAGACAGCAAACUCCCAGUGCCAAAGCAGAGGCAGAAUUACAUCUACGCAAGCUUAAUAUAGCCUAUGAGAUUCUGAUGGAUGAAGAACAACGGCGUGACUACGAUUACAUGCUUGACAAUCCGGAAGAGACCUAUUUCCACUACUACCGGUAUUAUCGACACCGAUAUUCGCCCAAAAUUGAUGUCAGAAUAGUGAUUGCAAUCAUCGUGACUGUUCUGUGUGUUAUUCAGUGCCAACGUUCAGCUGUAGCAUCCCUCCGGUGCAUAGCUCUCAUGCCACUCGAAAGACGCCCGGGGGCUGGGAUAUUGCCAGGUUGUCCAAGCCUAGACAGGAGAAGUCGAGAUGCAGAGGUCGGGUUUGAACCACAGACCUUCAGGUCGCACCGUGCCAAAGCGCGCGAAAUCGCCAGUGCUGACGGUCUGUUGUCUGUGCGGAGAAAAGACAAUGGGGCGCGAUUUACGCGAGAAGAACUGAAAGAUCGAGAGGAAGCGAUACUUCGUGAUAUCAUCAGUAGGACUGUCGACCUUCGCGGAGACUGUGCGAAGCCUUCAUUACGACGGUUAUUCAUUUGUCAGUUGGUGUUGCUCCCCUAUACGUGCUAUUGCUGGCUAAUUUGGGCAUUCAAAUGGGUCUGGUUCUAUUGGAUACUUCGCCAUCCGUACGAUGAAGCAGCUAAAGUGUUCCUUACUCGACGACGUCUUGGAAUGAGUGAAGCUCAGUGGGAUGGCUUGGACGAGGAGCGACGAGAUGCAUUCAUGAAAAAACAACUGUGGGACCCGAUCGCUUUCCAGCUCCGGCCCAGUUCUCGUUACGGACUGCGUGAUAACUAUCCACGUGUAUGUGGGGCUGAAGAUUGGACCAAGUGGUUAGAGUGCGAAUUUACUGACCGGAAGGUCCGUGGUUCGAACCCGACCUCUGCCUCUCGACUUCCCCAGUCUAGGCUUGGGCGACCUGGCAGUAUCCCAGCCCUCGUGCUUCCUUCGGGUGGCAUGGCGGCUAGGCACCGAAAGGAUGCUAUGGUUGAACGAUUUUUUUUAACUUGA
Messenger RNA from Opisthorchis viverrini, 1122 nucleotides. RefSeq lists its product as hypothetical. Gene Ontology annotation, cellular component: endoplasmic reticulum membrane. The annotation marks the transcript as partial. The transcript has 6 exons. Gene Ontology annotation, biological process: protein folding. NCBI's taxonomy places the organism in Eukaryota, Metazoa, Platyhelminthes, Trematoda, Opisthorchiida, Opisthorchiidae. The record is from RefSeq and is a predicted model, not a curated record.